Molecule: messenger RNA, 237 nt
Organism: Histoplasma mississippiense
Lineage: Eukaryota; Fungi; Ascomycota; Eurotiomycetes; Onygenales; Ajellomycetaceae
Exons: 1
Source: RefSeq, a predicted model, not a curated record
AUCAUCGAGCUUUACAAGGCUGAGGAAUUCAUUGAAGCCCAAAAGCUACAAGCGAUUGUAGCUCAAGGGGAUUGGAUAUCAAUUCAAGAAGGCGUGGUUGGUACGAAAAGCGGCCUGCUAUCCUACUUUGGAUACGGUGUGUGUGGGCGUAAGCCCCUUCCGAGCAUGACAAAACAGGAGGCUUUCAAAUACUCCGAGGAUUUUAAGGAGCUGGUAGCUGUCGAGAAGGCUCUUUGA